CUGCUUGAUAUUUUUGGUGCGCGUCUGUGAGAAGUAACCAAGGUCCAGAUAUUGGUAGAUAGAACAAGAUUGCUGGAGGCUUUGCUGCCCACACACCUAAUUUUCAUAUAAUAAGGUGCUUGGGGAGCAGUGGUACCUUCUGCAUUACCGUCUCUGUGUCUUUACACUGGCAAUUUGCUGAGCACAAGUACACGAGUGCAGCGCUUGAUGGCGUCGCCAUCAGGCUCUUUACCAUCAUUCCAGCGAAGCUUUCGGCCGAUAAUUCGCAUUUGGGCGUGAUUCUAUCAUAGCUACUGUCAUGAAGGAAUAUGUAGCUUUUGCUUGCGUUACUUUUAUUUUUUCCGCGCUGCAAACGGAGUGUUACAAUCUGCGUGAUGAAUUCAAUCCCUUUUGUGGGAAGAGCAACUGCUAUCAGCUUCUGAGGUUGGAGCAAAAUGCCUCAUUGCAGGAGGUUAAGAAAUCGUAUCGCAACAUAUCCUUGACGCUGCAUCCAGACAAAAACCCGUCAAAGACAGCUGCAGAUGACUUUGGCAAGGUGGCCACGGCAUAUGAGAUUUUGUCCAACAGCACAUUGCGUGCUGACUAUGACUAUGCCCUCGCACACCCCAAGGAGUAUCUCCUCAGCCAGUACCGCUACUAUGGCUCCAGAAUAUACAGGGAAAUGAAGAUCCCGGCCCAUUUCACCGUCACAGCCGUCAUCCUGCUUUGGUCCCUCAUACAGUACAUCACCAAGCGGCAGAUGUAUGACAAUGCAAUGAACAAGAUCCGGAAAGACCCAAAGUAUCGUUCGCGACUGAGAGAGCUGAUGCAGGAGCAGUCCAGCUUCAACUCCAAGAACCGCAAGCAGCCGGGCAAAGCGCGCAAGCUGAAUGAUAUGAGUGCUGAGGAGAUGGAGGCGCUUAACAAGCAGGUAGACAGCGAGGUGACCGUGCAAGGAGGCCGCUCAAAGCCCACCAUGAAUGACAUCCUGGUGUUCCAGAUUGUUUUGCUGCCAUGGAUUCUCGGCAAGAUGCUCUGGUGGCAAGUGCAAUGGACAUGGAAGUACAGGAUAAAAAGGCAGCCAUAUGAUGAGGCUGCGCAGAUCUACCUGACCAGGGACUUCCUGCGGAUGUCUUCCACUGCCUGGGAUGCCCUUGAAGCCCCAGAGAAACAGGAGAUGCUUGAUAAGGAGCUUUGGAUUGAGGAGAAGCAGAAGGCUUACCAGAUGCACCGGGAGAAGGCCAACCAGAAGCUCGCAAAGAAGAGCAUGAAGAGGAUGGCUCAAAUGGUGGCAGCUGGCAUGCCAGUGGCAGGGGAUGAUUGAUCAAAAUCACGAUUUGUGCUCAGCCAGAUCUCAUGAAUGGCUAUGGUCACUCACAAUUGGCAAUUUCUUGCCAUGCAGUGCAUAGAUGUAGAUCUUUUAGUUUGCAACUGAAAAGCCGCUUCAAACUCUAUUUGAUUUGUGAAUUUUGGAUAUGCAAAAUGCAUGCCACCUUCCCAUGCUUAUAUGAGAAUAUCAAGACUCAGAGGCAGCCACUGUGCGCACAGUACUGCGGUGCCGCACCGGCCCGGGCUUAAGUGGCUGCAGCAAUUGCAGGGCACUGCACCGACUGCGAAGCUCUGCAAAAUUUUGCAGCCUUUAAAGCCAUAUGGCCAUUUGAACACAUCAAAGUGAUUCAUCUGUAACCACAUUGGUGAAU
This is a messenger RNA of Coccomyxa subellipsoidea C-169, 1679 nucleotides long. RefSeq names its product DnaJ-domain-containing protein. Lineage: Eukaryota; Viridiplantae; Chlorophyta; Trebouxiophyceae; Coccomyxaceae. Gene Ontology annotation, cellular component: endoplasmic reticulum membrane. Gene Ontology annotation, biological process: protein folding. The record is from RefSeq and is a predicted model, not a curated record. The coding region runs from base 299 to 1303 and encodes 334 amino acids. The transcript has 7 exons.